ACUGUGCUGGUCGCGGAUAUCAUCAUCUUCCUCUUUCUCCUCCACCUCCUCCUCCUCUUCCCUCGGUUUCUGCGGCGCACAGGGAAAUAAACGCCAAGGUCCAGUGAGAGUCGAGACUGACUGCAGAAGACGCGCCCACUCCUGGCUACGUUGCGCACUUUCUUGGAAAAGAAAGUGUACCUGCUCGGAUCCAGCCGCGGUGGUGCAUCCAGAGAGGGCUUUCAUGGGAAGUACACGGCCACGGUGUUCGUAAGAAAUUAAUAUCCAGAGAUGGCACUUAAUAAGAUUUUUCGUGCAGUCAUUAUGGGACCUCCGGGGUCGGGGAAAGGAACGGUGUCUGCGCGCAUAACCAAAACUUUCGGACUGAAGCACAUUUCUAGUGGGGACAUUUUGAGGGCGAACAUCAACGCCAAAACCGAACUGGGUCUGUUGACGAAGUCCUGUAUCGAUCAGGGUCAGCUGGUACCCGAUGACGUCAUGUCUCGUCUCAUCCUGAGUGACCUGAGAGGACUGGACAGCUGGCUGCUGGAUGGUUUCCCUCGAACAGUAUCCCAAGCUGACGCUCUGGAUGAAGCCUGCAGUGUGGACACAGUCAUCAACCUCAAUGUACCUUUCCAGACCAUAAAACAGAGGCUGACGUCUCGCUGGACUCACCUUCCCAGUGGCAGAGUUUACAACACAGAUUUCAACCCGCCUAAAGUCCCUGGUUUCGAUGAUGUGACAGGCGAGCCUCUGGUCCAGAGGGACGAUGACACACCGGAGACGGUCACACGUAGACUGAAGGCCUAUGAAACCCAAACAGAGCCUGUCUUAGAGUACUACAGGAGUAAAGGUGUCCUGCAGACCUUUUCUGGGACAGAAACCAACAAGAUCUGGCCGCACGUCGAGGUGUUCCUCCACAGAAAACUCUCCUUUGUCAAAGAGCAAGUCGCAUAGAAAGCCAGUACAGAAAGGCACAAGAAGGGUCCAAGUCCAAAAUGAGGAGCAAGCUCAAACACUUUAUAUCAGGAAGCUUUAGUAAGACUAUAGAUGUUUUUUUGGGGGAAAAAAAAAAUCCACUUCUCAAGUACUUCUUGCACUACUGUUGCACUGUUUUCACAACGUCGCUGAAAUUAGUUUGGGAAACUGUCAGGACGUGUGCAUAAAAUCAUUCACAUAUUAGUGGUUAUAAUUUAGAAAGAUUGUCUCUUUAUUCCAUAAUGUGCCUUUUUAAAGCCAGGAGACAUCUCUGAAUUGAAAAUCAUGAUCUUUUACAGUACAAUAUCAACUUUAAUAAGUGGAGUUAUGUAUACAUUUUUAACUUUUAGGGUUUUUAAACGCAAUCAUGACUUCUUGUUAGUUGAUGGCAGCGACACAAUAACACACAGACAAUAAGAUAUCUUUAGCUAAAUAAGAGACUUUCCAGCUUUUUUAGUAAGGCAGCCUUUGAAAGCAAUAUUGCAGAGGGUUUAAGCCCCAGCAUAACAAUCCCCCUGUGGCCUUGGGACUGUUUCUUAUGCGGUGGGAAAUUGCCCUAAAGGGAAUUGUGCCAUGUUAAUUCACUUCUACAUACAAGUGCCUCUUGCUGCUUUUGAAAAUGUAACAGGUAGCUAUGUGAAUGUAGUUUGAUUCCUUUUAAUGAUUAUGGAACACAGAGUGAAUAAUGUAUAAAUUCACAACACUAAGUACAUUGAAUAUUUUUAUUCUUUAAUCAAGCCAUCAGUGUGUAACAGCGUCUUUCAACCACCUCAAGUCUUAAUCGUGUUGCCUUUUGAAAUACACAUUUUCCAUUUUAACCAGGUAUUCCCUGUUGUGACCAAUCAACAAAUGUAUAUUUGCAUUUUAAUGUGACUUGACAACUGAAACCCUCACUGAAAAAAGUAUCAACUUAAAACAUUUAAAGCAGUUUAUCAUGUUCAAAGACACCACAGCAUUCGAAGCUGAUCUACAGUUCUGUGUCUUUGCACUUUAUCUUAAGGAUGUUUCACCAUGUCAGAAGCCACAGAAAUGCUAACCUGCCUCUCAGUAUACUGUAGAUUUAUGCAGUGAAUGUUACCUGAACUGUGCUGUGCGUCAACACUUGAAUAUUUAAAAAGCUCUUCAUAGACAACUUACAACUGUGUCAUUAUAAGAGUAUUUAUUGUGAACCACAAUAAACUUCUAAUAUUAGUUAA
Molecule: messenger RNA, 2153 nt
Organism: Chelmon rostratus (copperband butterflyfish)
Lineage: Eukaryota; Metazoa; Chordata; Actinopteri; Chaetodontiformes; Chaetodontidae
Gene: ak3
Product: adenylate kinase 3
Exons: 5
Coding region: 271-936 (221 amino acids)
Biological process (GO): nucleobase-containing compound metabolic process
Cellular component (GO): mitochondrion; cytoplasm
Molecular function (GO): ATP binding; AMP kinase activity
Source: RefSeq, a predicted model, not a curated record